GUUCUAAAGUGGUUAUGUUCUUUUAAAGCCUAAUGAUUUUAAUCACUACUCUAGUGUCUAAAAGAUUAUAAUUUCUUUAUAGUCACUUGUUGAAAAUAUUCUCAUUUCUCCUAAAUUAAUCAAUCAAUUAAUUAACUAAUUCGUAAAGACAAUGCCUAGAUUUGCUCAGUUAGUAAUUGGACCAGCUGGUUGUGGUAAAUCCACCUAUUGUAAUACAAUGCAAACACAUUGUGAAACAUUAAAACGAAGAGUUGAUGUUAUCAACUUAGAUCCUGCAGCUGAAUACUUUGAAUAUACACCAUUAGCAGAUAUCAGAGAUCUUAUUCAUUUAGAUGAUGUCAUGGAAGAUGAAGCAAUACACUUAGGUCCAAAUGGUGGACUUGUCUUCUGUUUAGAAUAUCUUCAACAAAAUUUGGAUUGGUUAGAUACAGCUAUCGGUGAUAUUGACGGUGAUUAUUUAUUAUUUGAUUGUCCUGGACAAAUUGAAUUAUAUUCACAUUUACCAAUUAUGCCAAGAAUCAUUGAAUAUAUGCAAAGAAAAUGGGAUUUUCGUUUUGUAACAAUAUUUAUUCUAGAUGCUAGAUUUCUUGUCGAUUCAUCACAUUUUCUAGCUGGUGUCCUAUCUGCUCUGUCUGCAAUGGUAUCAUUAUCUACAGCACAUAUUAAUGUUAUGUCUAAAAUGGAUUUAUUAUCAGAACAAAAACAAAAAUAUGUUAUGGCAAGAUAUUUAAAUCCUGAUAUGGAUUAUUUUUAUGAUUUGAAUCAAGUAUUCGAUGCAGACAAUGAUAAUGAUGGGGAUAAGAAUGGUGGUAUUGAUAAAGACAGUGAAGAUAAAGUACCAUUCAAUAAAUUAUCCUAUGCACUGGCUGAUUUAAUUGAACGUUAUAGUGUAGUGCAUUUUUUCCCAUUGAAUAGAGAUAAAGAAGAUACAAUAACUGAUUUAUUAGUACAAAUUGAUCAUUGUUUACAAUAUGAUGAAGAAGUUGAUCCAUCGAAUCGUGCUUUUGAUGAUGCUGAACAAGAAUUAAUUGGAUUUCAAGGUGAUGGUGACGGCGAUUAUAUGGGUGGAGCACCUUUGACGCUGAUAUACUUGUAUAUAAAUAUUAUUUCAAUAAACUAUGAAGCUCUGUUAAUACCAACUGGUUGUAUAAUACUCUGGUUACUUGAAAUAUUUUGCCAGUAUGUUAACUCUCCGUCUCACUUACAUUUAUUUCUGGAAACUAUUACACAUGGAUUAACCGGUUGUCUAUUCUGGUUGUGUUGUUUAAAAGCUAUACACAAUAGACUAUUAGAGGUUACUGUUAACUGUCAAAGGAUUAUAAUGAUUGCUGAAUCAUGUUUUUUGGCUGGUGUUAUUGCUGUUCUCCCGGAUAUUGAUCAUUUUAUAGCUGCAAGAAGUACAAGUAUUGAACUUGCUCGUCAACUUCCCGGCAGACCAUUUUUACACUGGGCUGGUAUACACUUGAUUAUUUAUACAAUCCUUAUCAUCGUUUCAUUUUUUCUACCAUAUGUAAAUUGUUUACCAGGACAGAAAUAUUUCGCUAUUUUUUGGUUAGCUUUUAUCUCCUAUCUAAGUCAUAUUGUUCGUGAUGCCAAUCGACGUGGAUUAUGGUUAUGGCCACCACCAGACUAUCGUACAGGGAUGAUGAUUAGUCGUAGUAAUUCAUCAAAUUCUUCAGGGUAUAAUAGUAUACACUUUCCUAAUGAUUUGGGUAUUCUAACACCGCUUAGAAUACCUUUAUUUUAUGCACUUAUUUUAUGCUUUAUUAUUCCAGUAUUUCGAUAUUAUGCCUUUUACUUACAAUGGAAUUUAUCCAGUUUUGUCUUGAUAACAACGUCUUAUUCUCAUUGUCGUCGUAAUUCAUCGUAUUUGUUGAACUCAUUAAGAAGUCUACAACAAUGUGUGUACAAUAAUAACAACAUAUCCUCGUUGUGUUUAGUCAUUCAGAUUCGUUCAGACAGUGGAAGUUCUCAGAGAUGGCUUGCUCGUCAACGUUCUGAUCCAUUUGUUAAACGUGCACGAAUUGAGAGUUAUAGAUGUCGUAGUGCAUUUAAAUUAUUACAGCUAAAUGAUAAAAUUCACGGAGGAUUAUUUAAACCUGGUGAUAUUGUUGUCGACUGUGGUGCUGCACCAGGAUCUUGGUGUCAAGUUGCUUCAUCUUUUGUCAAUCCUAGUCUAAUAGGUAAUCAUAGUGGGAGGAGGAGGAGGAGGAGGCAGUGAAGAAGACAGACGAAAUUCUGGUUUAGUCAUAGCAUUCGAUUUAUUACCAUUUGCUGAUCUACCUGGAGUUAUCUCAUAUCCUGGUACUGAUUUAAACAAUUGGUCUGAAUGUGUAGAUUUAAUCAAUCAAUCAGUUUUAAAUCAUUUAACUAACAAUAGACACUCUCAUAAUGGUCGAAAAGAUUCACUUCCAGCUGUUGAUAUUGUUCUAAGCGAUAUAGCGCCAAAUGUAUCUGGAAUGCGAGAUAUCGAUAUACCAGCAAUGAUGAAAUUAGCUCUCAAUGUAUUACGUGUUGCAAUCAGUGUUACAAGGCAAGGUGGUAGUCUUGUCAUCAAGCUAUUCGAAAGUAUAGAAGCGAAAGAAUUUAAAGAAACAGUUUCACAAUUCUAUUCACUGAAUUCUACAUCAUUUACACGUUUUAUUAAACCACAAGCAAGUCGUAAAGAAUCAUCAGAAGUAUAUUUAGUCGCUAGAGGUUUUCAAUUACCACAAAGUAGUGUACAGAAAAGUUAAGUUAACAAUGCCUUCUGAUUAUUAUCCUUAUACCUUAUGUGUACAUAUAUAUAAUUUUGAAAAAAAAAAACUCUGUACUACUACCUAAUAAAAUUAUGAUUUGUAUUCUAUUUGUUAAACUGUUCAUUAGAAAAAUAUUCUCAACAAACUAACCACUUGAAGAUUAA
Molecule: messenger RNA, 2902 nt
Organism: Trichobilharzia szidati
Lineage: Eukaryota; Metazoa; Platyhelminthes; Trematoda; Strigeidida; Schistosomatidae
Source: the annotation of a GenBank genome assembly